Molecule: messenger RNA, 526 nt
Organism: Cylicostephanus goldi
Lineage: Eukaryota; Metazoa; Nematoda; Chromadorea; Rhabditida; Strongylidae
Source: the annotation of a GenBank genome assembly
AUUCCAGCGACUUCUUGGAGAUGUGCAAAAAUUAAACUUUAGUCACAACACUGUGACGGAUAUUGGACCUUAUCUUCAGCAUCUAACGUGCCUUACAGAAUUGGAUUUAUCUUCUAACGGGAUCACGUCUGUACAACAUUGGAACGAGAUGCUGGGUAAUUUGAAGAAGUUGAUCUUGGCCAAUAAUGCUAUUAGAGAUGUUUCCGGAUUGGCUCGAUUGUAUUCGUUGGAGUUUCUCGAUCUACGACAUAAUGCUGUAGAAACAAUAGCUUCGGUGCAACCUUUGGGUGGUUUGCCAUGUUUGGAAGUCCUUCAUCUUCGUGGAAAUCCUGUUCGAAAAAUGGUCGAAUAUAGGACUAGAAUUUUGGAAGCUUUCGGUGAUAGAAGUUGGGAGGUAAAACUUGAUGGGCGAGCACCAGAUGAUCGUGAAAAAGAUACAAUACGAUUGCGGCUAGCUUUACGUCGUGCAAAAGAGGAAAAAGAAGAAAAAGAAAGGAAACGGAGAGAAAAAAUUGAAGAGAAAAUA